AUGGCAGCAAAACGGAAGGCGUCCUCUCUUCACGCCGUUGACGGUGAUGAGCCUGUUGACCCUUCUGACGAGCUCCUGUUCUACAAUCUUGGUGGUGGAAAUGAAGUCGGGAGGUCAUGUCAUAUCAUUCAAUACAAGGGGAAGACAGUUAUGCUUGACGCUGGAAUGCACCCGGCAAAAGAUGGUUUCGCUGCACUCCCAUUCUUCGACGAUUUUGACCUAAGCACUGUCGAUAUCCUUCUUAUAAGCCAUUUCCAUCUGGACCACUCAGCCAGUCUACCCUAUGUCCUUAGCAAAACCAACUUCAGAGGCCGGGUUUUUAUGACCCAUGCUACCAAAGCUAUCUACAAAUGGUUGAUCCAGGACAAUGUCCGGGUUAGCAAUACGUCAUCUUCCUCCGAUCAGCGCACAACUCUCUACACGGAACAAGACCACCUCUCGACCUUGUCCCAUAUAGAAGCCAUUGAUUUCAACACCACCCAUACUAUCAACAACAUUCGUAUUACCCCCUUUCCUGCGGGUCAUGUCCUUGGUGCAGCCAUGUUUCUUAUCUCAAUCGCUGGUCUUAACAUUCUCUUCACGGGUGACUACUCUCGUGAAGAAGACCGACAUCUUAUAUCAGCGGAAGCACCAAAAGGUGUCAAAGUUGACGUGCUCAUCACUGAAUCCACAUUCGGCGUAUCUUCCAACCCACCUCGCUUGGAACGAGAGGCAGCGCUUAUUAAAUCUAUCACAUCAAUUCUUAACCGAGGAGGACGGGUUCUCAUGCCAGUUUUUGCCCUGGGACGAGCACAGGAGCUCUUAUUAAUUCUCGACGAAUACUGGAGUCGUCAUCCCGAGUUGCAGAAGAUACCUAUCUACUAUAUCGGAAACAUUGCACGGAGAUGUAUGGUUGUUUAUCAGACAUACAUUGGAGCCAUGAACGAAAAUAUCAAGCGCCUUUUCCGCCAACGGAUGGCAGAGGCUGAAGCCUCCGGGGACAAGAGCAUCAGCGCAGGACCGUGGGAUUUCCGGUUCGUGCGCAGUGUGAGGAGUAUUGAGCGCUUUGAUGAUGUGGGCGGAUGCGUCAUGCUUGCCUCUCCUGGUAUGCUGCAAACAGGCACUAGCCGGGAACUUCUGGAACGGUGGGCGCCAAACGAACGAAACGGUGUAAUUAUGACUGGCUAUAGUGUUGAGGGUACUAUGGGCAAACAGAUCCUAAAUGAGCCAGAGCAAAUUCCGGCAGUGAUGAGCGGCAGGAAUGCUGUUGGGCCGGCUAGGAGAAUGGCCACUGGAGAUGACGAUGAGCAAAAGGUCAUGAUUCCGAGGCGAUGCAGCGUGGAUGAAAUAAGUUUUGCAGCCCACGUCGAUGGAAUGGAAAACCGCGCGUUUAUUGAAGAAGUUGGCGCCCCUGUUGUGAUCCUUGUCCACGGAGAAAAAAACCAAAUGAUGCGCCUUAAAUCCAAACUGCUAAGUUUAAACACGGACAAAACCGUCAAAGUCAAAGUAUAUACGCCAGCAAACUGCGAGGAAGUCCGAAUACCCUUCCAAGUCGACAAGGUUGCCAAAGUCGUCGGGCGGCUUGCAGAGACCGUACCACCUUCUGACCAUAAGGAGUCACGACUCCUGAACGGCGUUCUCGUGCAACACGGAUUCAAGUUAUCCCUGAUGGCGCCUGAAGAUCUCAGGGAAUAUGCUGGCCUGGCUACCACGACCGUCACUUGCAAACAGCACAUCACGCUCAACACGGCCAGCAUUGAAUUGAUCCGAUGGGCGUUGGAGGGGACCUUUGGCGCUGUUGAGGAAAUCCGUCCCGAUCGCCCAAAGGCCGAAGACCUGGAGACCAACGGUUUUGACGGGGAGAGUAUCGAUGUAAAGAAAGAAGAUGAGAAAGUAGAUGAGGAAAUUUCGACGGAAGAAACACUGGCGUAUCUAGUGAUGGGCUGCGUUACUAUCCUCUACACUCCACGAACGCGAGAGGUGAUUGUCGAGUGGGAAGGGAAUAUGAUGAACGAUGGGAUUGCCGAUGCAGUCAUGGCCGUGUUACUUACAGUGGAGACCAGCCCAGCUUCUGUAAAACGCUCAAGCAAACAACACCGGCACCUGCACUCGCACACCCCACCCCUCACCUUACCAAACCCACACUCCAACCUAACACCAGAAGAACGCCUCGCGCGCCUCUGCAUGCUGCUCGAAGCGCAAUUCGGGCCCAACAUCGCGCCCAUCGAAAAGCCAAAGAUCAAGCAAACCUCCUUCGCCGCGGCCACCACCCCCCCCACCACCUCCUCAACACUUAACAAAAAUGGCACCUCGACACCAAGAACAACAGCAGCAGUAGCAUCAACCCUCUUAAAACCAGAUCCAGACGCCACCAGCGCAGUCUCCACCUCAACCGUUUCGGGCACGACAAUUACCGCACCCUCCCCGUCCCUCUCUCCCUCAUCCACGCCAACACCAUCGCCCGAAGACCUCACUGCCGAAGACCUGUACGAGCUCGAAUCUGCGGAGCUAGAGCGGCUUUACAGUCUCGGCAUUCCCGUGCCAGGUCUGGAGAUCCGGGUCGACAAGCAUGUGGCGCGUGUGUGGCUGGAGACACUGGAGGUGGAGUGCGGGUCUGCGGUGUUGAGGGACCGGGUGCGGGUAGUUGUUGAGCGGGCUGUGGAGACAGUGGCGGCCAAUCUUCAUCGGGAUAACAUCAUACUCUUGCAUGAUCCUUCUAGCUCAUCUGACUAA
Histoplasma capsulatum G186AR is the source of this 2712-nucleotide messenger RNA. Its product is annotated as endoribonuclease ysh1. The record is from RefSeq and is a predicted model, not a curated record. The transcript is spliced from 6 exons. Gene Ontology annotation, molecular function: RNA binding; 5'-3' exonuclease activity; RNA endonuclease activity. Gene Ontology annotation, biological process: mRNA 3'-end processing by stem-loop binding and cleavage. Lineage: Eukaryota; Fungi; Ascomycota; Eurotiomycetes; Onygenales; Ajellomycetaceae. Bases 1 to 2712 code for a protein of 903 amino acids. Gene Ontology annotation, cellular component: mRNA cleavage and polyadenylation specificity factor complex.